Nicotiana tabacum (common tobacco) is the source of this 597-nucleotide messenger RNA. RefSeq names its product serine/threonine receptor-like kinase NFP. The record is from RefSeq and is a predicted model, not a curated record. Lineage: Eukaryota; Viridiplantae; Streptophyta; Magnoliopsida; Solanales; Solanaceae.
UGAUGAAGGGUGUUAGAUUCAAGGGUCUGUGUAUAAAGGUAUAAUUUGCAAUCAAGAAAAUGAAGUGGAAUGCCAGUGAGGAGCUCGAGAUCCUCCAAAAGGUGAACCAUGUGAAUUUAGUGAAGUUAGAGGAUUUUUGCAUAGACCCUAAAGAAGCAAAUUGCUAUUUUGUUUAUGAGUAUGUUGAAAAUGGUUCACUACAUUCAUGGCUUCACGAGGACAAAAAAGAAAAAUUGAGUUGGAAAACAAGGUUAAAAAUUGCCACUGAUGUUGCAAAUGGUCUCUUAUAUAUCCAUGAACAUACAAGGCCAAGGGUUGUACACAAAGACAUUAAGAGUAGCAACAUUGUAAUUAUUCACACAAUUGUGAUGAGAAUAAGCAGAGUAUCAAGAAAGAUAGAAAGAAGAAGAAAUGCAGAAAAGAAGAAGAAGAAGAAGAAGAAGAAGAAGAAGCAUUAGACGAGAGAGAGAAUUAGUGGAGAGUAUUUUUAUUAUUCCUAAAAAAAUGUCUUUUUUACAAUGUAAAGGCUUACUUAUAUAUCAAUGUUUUAACCCUCUCGUUAGCACUCUAACUAACUACUAAUCCUGAUAUUACUAA